This is a messenger RNA of Amphiprion ocellaris (clown anemonefish), 927 nucleotides long. Its product is annotated as paraneoplastic antigen Ma1 homolog. The transcript has a single exon. Bases 1 to 927 code for a protein of 308 amino acids. NCBI's taxonomy places the organism in Eukaryota, Metazoa, Chordata, Actinopteri, Pomacentridae. The record is from RefSeq and is a predicted model, not a curated record.
AUGCAUCAGGGACGGCUGGAGUGUAACGAGCUAACUUUUUGCCGCCUGUUCCACACUUCCCUGAACUGUCUACUGGUGCUCUGUGAAUGCAAAGAGGAUGUCCCUAAAGACAAUGCACCCAAAGAAGUGUUCAAUCAAGACAGUGGUGAGAGCUGGCAGAUAGUAACACUCAAUGAAACCAAAGUUGCUGACGAUUUCACACUGAAGUUAAAAACUCUGCUGGAUGCUGAAGGGAAAACUAUGGAUGAUAUUCAAGGCUUACUCUCCAGCUCCCCUCGUCCAUCACCAAGUCCUGAUCGCCCUGCAAACUCCACUGAAUCUAUCCUACAAGCAGUUGGUGAUUUAUUGGAGAAAACACGUAAACCACCAGCGGAAGGUGGUUAUCGACGUUUGAGACUAUUCUCAGGGAACUUGCCAGUUCCUCCCAGUGAAGAACCAUUUGACCACUGGCUUGAACAGGCAUGGCUCAUGGUGGAGGAAAGUGACUGCACGGAUAAAGAGAAAAGGCGCAGGCUGAUGGAAAGCUUAAAAGGACCGGCUCUGGAGAUCGCCAAAUCCGUCCGUGAAGCAGACCCCGAGGCAAGUCCCACUGAGUACUUAGAAGCACUGGAAAGUGCAUUUGGCAGUGCUGAGUCUGGAGAUGAUCUCUAUUUCGCUUUCCGGCUCAUGCAACAACAGCCAAGCGAAAAACUGUCUGAUUUUCUAAGGCGUCUGGAGAGAGCCCUCGCAAAAGUCAUUCAAAGAGGAGGCUUUCCAGCUUCUAGCAAAGACCAAGCUCGCCUAGAACAACUUCUGAGAGGAGCUGUCGCUUCUGAUCUCAUGCUGAUCCAGCUGCGCUUGAGAGAAAGAAAAUCAUCCCCUCCAACGUUUCUCCAACUCUUAAGUGAAAUACGCACUGAGAAAAGAAAGUGGGAGUGGUGGUCUUAA